Messenger RNA from Culicoides brevitarsis, 1138 nucleotides. Its product is annotated as probable rRNA-processing protein EBP2 homolog. NCBI's taxonomy places the organism in Eukaryota, Metazoa, Arthropoda, Insecta, Diptera, Ceratopogonidae. Gene Ontology annotation, biological process: ribosomal large subunit biogenesis; rRNA processing. Gene Ontology annotation, cellular component: nuclear periphery; nucleolus; preribosome, large subunit precursor. The transcript is spliced from 2 exons. The record is from RefSeq and is a predicted model, not a curated record. Bases 53 to 1045 code for a protein of 330 amino acids.
UCAAAACAAUCCGCAAGCAUUUUUUAAUUUUUUAUCCGAAUUUCCAUCAAAAAUGGUCAAGAUUAAGCGUAAAUUCAAGCCAGAAAGUGAGGAAAGUGCCUCAGAGUCGGAAUAUUCGAGCGAUUAUGACUCAGAUGCCGAAUUGCAAAAAGCCUUCAACAAAGGUCUCAUCAAACCCGGUUUGAAUGUCGUCGAAAAUGCCGAGGAGCCCUCGAAACGCGUAAAAGUCUACAACAAAGAACGCCUGAACGCCAAAUACGAGAAACUCGUGCUGAAAAUGUCGUGGAUCGAGCGUCUCGACUUGACUUCCAACAAGGCACCGAUGGCACCCGAAAUGGCAGUCCAGAUCGAACGCGAAGAGCAAAAACGGGCAAAUCUCUUCAAGGGCAACCACAAAAUCCCGUAUGUCGCGCCCGAAGUCGAUCCCGUGCUGAAUGACUUCAAACGCGAAAUCGAGUUUCAGCGACAGGCGCAAGGUGCCGUCAUCGAAGGCAUGUCUCGCUUGCACGAACUGAAAAUCGAGACAAAGCGUCCCGACGAUUACUUCGCCGAAAUGGCAAAAACCGACGAACACAUGCAAAAAGUCCGCAAAUUCCUCAUGGCGAAGCAGGAGGGACAACAAAAGUCGGAACGUGUGCGACAAUUGCGCGAACAACGAAAAAUGGCGAAAAUUUUGCAGAAGCAAGCGAACGAAAAGAAGGCGGCGGAGAAGAAAAAAAUGCUGGAUGAGGUCAAGGCAUUCCGCAAAGGCAAACUGAAGAACUUGGAUUUCCUCAAUGACGACAAAGAAGCGGCUCAGGCGCAUCAAAAACCCAAAAAGAAGCAAUUGGCAAAGGGAAAACCGAAAGUUAGUGCGAAACGACAAGCACGCGAUGCGAAAUACGGCUUCGGAGGCAAGAAACGGGGCAGUAAGAGAAAUACCGCAGAGUCACAUUUGGGAAUUAACAAGCGAACGAUGAAGAAGGGAGCGAAACCGCAACGUGCGGGAAAAGCUAAACGUGCGCAACAGAAGAAUAGGAGCAAUAACAAAGGAGGACGACGAUAAAUAUGUGAAAAAAAAUUAAUAAUAAAAAUUUCCUUUAUUCUUUAUUAUACAGAAAAAAUUGUUUUUUUAAAGGAUUUCGAAGAGAUUUCCCAU